Molecule: messenger RNA, 1951 nt
Organism: Fimicolochytrium jonesii
Lineage: Eukaryota; Fungi; Chytridiomycota; Chytridiomycetes; Spizellomycetales; Powellomycetaceae
Exons: 9
Coding region: 248-1951 (567 amino acids)
Source: RefSeq, a predicted model, not a curated record
GAGGAUUGCUUGUGGUGUGCUCCCACGCGUGCCGUCAUCAGCAGGCGGCGUGAAAACGCGUCCCAUCCGGUGGCAUCUUGACUGAAAUGCACACGGCGACCAACCAGACCCACCACCGGGAAGACCUUAUGCAGGCUUCUCUACGGCUGAGCAGAUAGAUAUAGAUAUAGUAUCACAAGCAGGCGGUGCCUCUGCGCGGGUCAUAUCAAACCCAGCUCUCCAACGACCACCUUCGUCAAGAACCGAAAUGGCGACCACCGCCCUCCCGAACCCCACCCUGGACGUCUACUCCCUCGCGCCCCUCCUAAUCAUCAACAACGACGGCGCAGAGCUCGUAGACGGGCGGUUCGAAGGCGAAGGCAGCGUCACAUUCUCCACCGGCAAUACUUAUGUCGGGCCAUUUCGGAAUGGCUACAUGGAAGGCAACGGCACGUACACUUGGGCGGCGACUGGGACGACCUUCCAGGGCGAUUUGAAGAAGAAUAAGAUUGUCGGGUCGGGGACGUACACUUGGAAGAGCGGCUGUAAAUACGAGGGCCAGGUGUCGGAUGGCUUGCGACAUGGCAAGGGAACGUUCUCGUGCGCGCCCCUGUCAUCGGCAUGGUAUGAGGGGUCCUGGAAUGCCGGCAAGAUGUGCGGACAGGGCAAAUUGACAUACACCGACAAUGCCUCAUAUAAUUACGAAGGCACCUGGCGUGAAGGCUUGAAAAACGGGCGCGGCAUCAUGCGCUACGCGUCUGGGAACGUCUACGAUGGCGAGUGGCUGAAUAACGUCAAGCAUGGCCAUGGGGUGAUGCAGUGGCUGGAUCGGGGGGAGACUUAUGAGGGUGCUUGGCAGAACGGGAAACCAAACGGAUAUGGACUAUACACAUGGUCCAUGCGGCCUGCAAAGUCGCAUCAGUUCCCAACGCAGAAUCGGUACAAAGGCAACUGGGAAAACGGCAAACGCAACGGCCAAGGCACCUUCGAGUACGCCAACGGCGCCGUCUACACGGGCGACUGGAAGGACGACAUGAAGCAUGGGUUCGGCAAAUACAUCUCGGAGAACGGACGACGUUAUGUGGGCGAGUGGAAGAACGACCGGCCCGUGGGCGGGUUGGAGCCUUAUCGGAAUGAAUGCCCCUAUACGUUCCACCUCGCCGAUCUACUCCCCGGAAGUGAUGCCAACUCGCUGGAGACCGAACUGCAGCAAGUAAACGACAUCGUCAUGCGACAUAUCCAGGACCUCCGAGCGAUCUACAGCUUCUACGCCGAUAAUGGCCUCUCCAGACGGUCUCAUAAAGGGUCGCCGAUGACAUUGGUCGAUCUGUGUCGACUGAUUAAGGAUUGUGGGGUGUUGGAUCGGAAGGUAACUUUGGCGGAUUGCACGAGGAUAUAUGCACGGCAGUUUAAGGAUGAUGAUUGUCAUGUGGAGCAGUAUCAGGCACCCCACGACCCCGCCCAAACCUUCAUCCUCCACGACUUCCUCCACUUCCUCCUCCGCGUCUCCCACCUCCUCUACGCCCACACCCCAAACCUGUCCCUUCACUCCACCGGCCUCGCCGCCUCCUUCUCCCACUUCAUCAAACACGACCUCCUGCCGAACAUCACCUUCCACACCCCAACCGACGACAUCACCACCUUCCAAGCAGAGCUCCGCUGCUUCUUCGAGGACAGGUACGCGGACACCCUUUACGCGAUGUAUGACGAGCGCGCGCGUUUCAGACCCGGGAAAUCACUGCCGGGGAGUAGAGGGGAUAGGACGUGGACGUUUAGAGAUGUCACGCUUGUGGUCGGCGAGUAUGGGCUGCUGACGAAUAGGGAUAGUCUGUUGACCAUGACGACGGUUGUGGAGGUGCUGUCUGGGGGUGGGAAGCGGAUUGUUGAGGACGGGUGUUAUAACCUGGAGCAUGAGGUAUGGCUGACGGGUUCUGGAUUUACGGCUGGAUAUCAUAUGGUUUUGGGUGCCUGA